CCCAAACUUUCCACAGACCGCUCCACUUCCAUUUGUUUACGAACAGCGCUGCAAAGCGGAGCUGCCGACUGAUAAGCGUCAGUGUAAGCGCAGCUGAUAACGGGCGGCGGAGUGGCGACCUACAGACGCCCGGACCGCGCAGGCAGAUGGAAACAGUUCGCACCGGUUCGCGCGAGUGUGCAGUAGAUGAUCCAGCAGCAGGAAUGGCGGCCACGAUCCAGAACAGCCUGAAGGUGGCGCUGCGAAAGCGCAUGAAGGAUGCAGUGAAGGACAUCGACGCGGAUGCCAUCGCCCGGCAGUCGCAGGCCGUCACGGCUAAGGUGCUGCAAAGCGAGAUCUUCCGGCAGGCGCAGCGGGUGAGCAUUUACCUGAGCACCGCCUCGGAGCUGGACACCACGGCGCUGCUGUCGGAGAUGUUCCGCCUGGAGAAGAUGGUCUUCGUGCCCACCUACGAGGGCAGGAGGAUGAAGAUGGUGCGGCUGCGCGGCAUGGACGAGUACGAGAGCCUGCCUCUGACCAAGUGGAACAUUAAGCAGCCGGACUUCAAGGAGGCACGCGAGGAUGCCAUGACCAACGGGCACGGCAUCGAUCUCUUCAUCGUGCCCGGCGUGGCCUUCACCCGCUGCGGAGCUCGGAUGGGCCAUGGCAUGGGCUACUACGACAAGUUCCUCAAGCAGCACGCGGAGAAGUAUCCGCACAAGAAGAUCUCGCUGAUGGCGCUGUCGCUCAACGAGCAGAUAGUCAGCAACGAGGAGCUGCCCAUGGAGUCGCACGACGUCCGUUUGCACAGUGUAAUUACGGAAAACUAACUUUGGGCUUACAUAUAAAGUGGGAAGUACAACGAACUAAUACAAAA
Messenger RNA from Drosophila mauritiana, 856 nucleotides. RefSeq names its product 5-formyltetrahydrofolate cyclo-ligase (gene Mthfs). Gene Ontology annotation, cellular component: mitochondrion. The record is from RefSeq and is a predicted model, not a curated record. Gene Ontology annotation, biological process: tetrahydrofolate interconversion; folic acid-containing compound biosynthetic process. Gene Ontology annotation, molecular function: 5-formyltetrahydrofolate cyclo-ligase activity. The transcript is spliced from 3 exons. The coding region runs from base 147 to 809 and encodes 220 amino acids. Lineage: Eukaryota; Metazoa; Arthropoda; Insecta; Diptera; Drosophilidae.